ACGAAACUAGCGCCACGAAUACAGAUGUGUGUUAACGUCUAUGGUCGGCCGGUGUUAGGUAGCUAACAUGUUGUGUUGCAAAAGCGUUGCUGGCAGGCAAAACCUAUCUUGUUCGUGCAUUCGCUUGGCUAUUGAAGCAGUAACGUUUUGCGUUGGCAAUUUAUAUACAUUAUUUAAAACAGUUUGUAGACCGUAGCUAGCUAGGUAUGAAAAGCAGGAAGUCCAGCCUGUUUGUUGUUACGUUAAUUGUAAUUUAGCUAGCUACAAUGACAAUGGUAAUCAAGAUAUUAAAUGAUUGGACCUAGGCCAGGGGUGUUAAAUUCAUUUUUGCCCGGGGGCCGCAUUCGGUUUUCAACGAAAAUUGGUCCUUUUUCCUCACCCCCAACAUUUGCAAAAGAAAAUGUCCUCUUCCGAUGCUCCCUGACUGUCUAGCUUUCAUUUUGGUGAUUUUUGUAAUGUUAUAGUCUACACAGUUGCGAUUUGGUUUUAGUCAUUUGAAGGUAUAUUCAACCCCCCCCGCCCCCCUUUAAUUUUUAAACAUUUUUUUAUUAUUUAUGUUUUACUCAACCCAACCGCGGGCUGGAUUGGACCCUCUCGCAGGCCAUAUAUUUGAUACCACUGACCUAUGCUAUGGGCUGCCAAUAGAAAACAUGGCUGGCUAAUUUGUCAAAUUGGGUAUUGCCCAAUUACCAUUACUGGGACCAAGCAAAGCCUUCCUGCAACGUAGGAAGAAGAGGGCCAGCAGCAGACGCUGGGCUGUUAUGAGUAAAAGGCUUCAAGAAACACCUAAGCCCAUCGUCACACCUGUAAUCACACAACUUGGAAAUUGUGACCCAAUCACCCAAACCAGUCCAGUUCCUUUGCUAGGUGUCAGAGGGUUGCUGCUGGCUUUUGGCAGGGUAUGCCAAAUCUGGAGGAACUGCCUGAGCCAGCCUAACUGCACUGUAUCUGUGAGCUGUUGGCUAGAGCGCACAUGCCAAGACCAGAAUGGAGGAAUUCAGAUAUUACGUCAUUGUAACGGAGACAAAUGUACGGCGAACUUAGCAAACAAGGCAUUUAUGUCAUUUUCUGGAUUCUUGAAAACAUUUUUCUUCUGGUGGGGGUAUGCCAAACAAUUAGAGACCCUCCAGAAUCAAAUGGCUGAGCUGCAGAGGGAGAUGGAUGCCUUGCAUUCUGCUCUUCAGCAGGGGGGUAGCACUGCAUGCCACUGCCAUGGGACUGUGGCUGGUGGUUUAGUCCGUCCAAUGUUCCCUACUCCUCCCCCUCUUCCGUUGGGCUGUGGGUCCAGUGUAGACCCUCUCCCUGCUCUCACACCACCAGUCCCAGCUCCUCCACCACCACCACCACCACCUCCUCCUCCCCCAUCUACCACUUUUCUGCAACCCUACGUCCCUAAAAAAAGAGUGGCCUCCAAUGCUCAACAGAGCUCCAAGGAGAAGCAGGACAUACUGGUAGCUGUGACCCUCAGGGAUUUACAGACUGUUAAACUGAGAAAGGUCAUUGUCAGCAGUGUGAAAUCAAAGAGGACUCCAGAGAAAAUACGUGCCCCUCUGGUCACUGUGGCAGACCUGCAGAAUGUCCGUCUGAAACGAUCCCACUGCCAACUGCUCCCUAAGCUCCCCAAAUGCCUUAGCGCUGGCAGAACACCUUCUAAAAACCCCAUGAGUCUGCGUACACAGCUGAAGAGAGUUCAAAUCAAUAGGAGUCCUGGUGGUACUCCUCUGUUUGACAAGGAGAAUAUGGAGGCAGGCACUGGCCUCACCCCCAUCAUGACUCAGGCUCUGCAACGCAAGUUCCAGAGUGCCUUACCACGAGGACCGUCUCCAAAGGCAAAGAAUUGCAAUGGAAGCUUUGAUAAUCAAAACUGAGACAUUUGUUGAUAGAUACACAAUGUCGAUCCAGACGAGUUGAAAUGUAACAGUGAAAAGCAGCUGCUCUGUUGUAUGCGGAUGGUAUGCAAGCUAUGGAUGUAACUAUUGGCGCAAUGCACAUUUACUAGCGCAUUCUGCUUUCCACUGCUGAAUGGGUUACUCCUUUCCUUUGCUGGAUGGGUUACAUAAUGAUUUCCAUUGCUGAAUGGUUUAUUAAGUGCUAGGGAGAUUGAGGAUGAGAAGAGGAAACACUGUUUUGUCUUGAACCACUUUUAAAAUGAACAUAAAUUCUGAAAGCAAGCAUUUUCUGUGAAAGCUGCUUUUACAGAACAGUCCUGUUAAUUCAUUGAAUGACAGAUGAGGACUUGCCUUGACUGCCCCUCUGUAUCAGACAUAUGAUUGGUUAAUCCCAACACUGCCUUAAAGCCUCAUGCUUCUUGGAACAGUGAUAUUAAGUGAGCCAUACUGAGAUUUUAAAAGGCAGUAGUUGAGAUACUCUGUACAUGUUGAGGAAACACAAUCUGUGAUGAGUUACUUAAACUGAGUGAGAUGCAUCACAUGUUUUUAAUGUGAGUUCAGUUAGUAGUCAUUUUUAUGAGGAAGUAAACAUAUCUGAGGGACUUUGUUUGGAAAUUGCACAUUGACUAGGGACCCAAUAUGUUUGUGAGCUAUUGUGUUUUGAUCUUUGUUUAUAUAGCUUUUUUCUAAAAUCUUAUAUCGCAUGAUAUUUUUAAUUUGCUACUGUAACCAAAUAAAAUCUGUUACAUUUUUAAAGUUUUUA
Molecule: messenger RNA, 2652 nt
Organism: Oncorhynchus mykiss (rainbow trout)
Lineage: Eukaryota; Metazoa; Chordata; Actinopteri; Salmoniformes; Salmonidae
Source: RefSeq, a predicted model, not a curated record